CACCCACACCCCAUCCACCCCCUUUGUCCUCGACCCCAUCCUCCUCGUCUCGGGGGCUAUGACUGCGACCGCCACUCCUCUACACUAAUUUGCAGAGCUGCGCCCAAAGACGCGAAAGAGAAAAAAUGUCGGCCGACCCACGACUGCGCGCGAGGCAGCAACAGCAGCAGCAACAGCAGGCGACGCCUGCAGCUGUGCCUCCACCUCCUCCGCCCCCGCCCGCCGAACCUCAGCCUGUGGGCAUGGACGGUGCCGGUGACGCCCAGCCAGACCAGAAUGUAGUCCCCGACAACAGUUUCAAGCUAAAGUUUUGCACCGUGUGUGCUAGUAACCAGAAUCGCUCCAUGGAAGCUCAUCUCCAACUGGCAUCGGCCCAUCUCCCAACUAUCAGCUUCGGCACCGGCUCUCUCGUGCGUCUGCCCGGGCCGACAAUCACCCAGCCCAAUGUGUAUCACUUUAAUAGUACAACCUACCGUGCCAUCCAUGAUGAGCUUGCCGAGCAAAACGCCGCUUUGUACACAAACAACGGCCUGCUCAACAUGUUGGGUCGUAAUUUAAACAUCAAGGGUUACCCUGAGCGCUUCCAGGACUGGGUACCUGGCAAGCCUCGCCUUGACCAUGCCGAGGACAAGGGCUCCCAAGGUACUGAGGCUGGAGUCGUUGACGUCGUCAUCACCUGUGAAGAACGUUGUUUUGAUGCUGUGCUCGAGGAUCUACAUAACAAGGGCGGAAAGCUCAACCGCCCCGUUCAUGUCUUUAAUGUCGACAUCAAGGACAACCAUGAGGAGGCCCUUGUUGGCGGCAAAGCUAUUCUAGACCUUGCUCUCAGCCUGAAUGAAGCGGCUGCAAAAGAGCGAGAGAUACAUGGUGACAGCGGAUGGCAGUCUGGUAGCGGUGCUGCUCGUUCUGGCUUUGACGAGCGUGUGCCCGACAUUCUCGCUACAUGGCAAGAGCGCUGGCCAAACAUGCCCGCCCUCUGGAGUCUUGCAUGGUUUUGAUUUCCAACUCUUAUGGCGUUUUGUCUUUUGUUUUCUUGCCGGCUAGACAGCCUUUGAUACCCAUUUGCAUAGCGAGGCGUUCGGGGUAUCACAUUGACCAGUCGACGAUCAUAUGACCAUGGGAUACACUACUACUCUGAAUAAAACACUUAGUUUUACG
Bipolaris maydis ATCC 48331 is the source of this 1158-nucleotide messenger RNA. RefSeq names its product Ssu72-like protein-domain-containing protein. Gene Ontology annotation, cellular component: mRNA cleavage and polyadenylation specificity factor complex; nucleus. The record is from RefSeq and is a predicted model, not a curated record. Gene Ontology annotation, molecular function: RNA polymerase II CTD heptapeptide repeat phosphatase activity. Gene Ontology annotation, biological process: termination of RNA polymerase II transcription. Lineage: Eukaryota; Fungi; Ascomycota; Dothideomycetes; Pleosporales; Pleosporaceae.